This is a messenger RNA of Onthophagus taurus, 2439 nucleotides long. RefSeq lists its product as uncharacterized. Gene Ontology annotation, cellular component: chitin-based extracellular matrix. The record is from RefSeq and is a predicted model, not a curated record. NCBI's taxonomy places the organism in Eukaryota, Metazoa, Arthropoda, Insecta, Coleoptera, Scarabaeidae. Gene Ontology annotation, molecular function: structural constituent of chitin-based larval cuticle.
AAAUAUAUAAGUACCACAAGAAAAUAAUUUUUUUCAAGUCGUUGUUAAACCACCAAACUUUUCUGUUCAACUUUAAGUUGUUAAAGUUUCGAAAACUCAAUGAUUAUGUGGAAGUGUUAAUUAAAUCUUUUUAAUCCUGUGUAUUUAGUGUUAUAUAUCUUUAAACAUAAAAUAAAACAAUGAGGUGGAACAAUUUAUUGGUGAUUAUUAAUUUUUUGUUGGUGAAAAAGACAUUUUCAGCGGAAAGUGAUUACAACAUAGUACAAAGUGAUGGUUCUUUCGAUUUUCGGUACGAUAACCCGGAUUCGUUCCAUGAAAGUCACGGGAAUAGGAAUAACGUUGUUAAAGGUGUUUUUGGGGGGAGAAGCCCCGCAACAGGAGGAAUUGAUUCCAUCGAAUACACAGCAGGAAAAAGAGGUUUUAGACCAAGAGGAAAAAACGUUGUUAGAAAAUACGAUCUUGGCCAAACUCCCGUUGGUCCAAUUGGUAAUAAAGACGAUCGUUAUUUUGAUCCUUAUGAGGAUCCUAGUUAUAAUUUUCAAUUUAACACACCGACUUAUACCAGAAAAGAAGGUGCAAAUAGAUUAGGAGAUGUAAAAGGGACUUAUUCGUUUUUUGAUGAUGUUGGUGAACGGCACGAUGUGGAAUACAUAGCAGGAAAAAAUACAGGAUUUCACGUAAAAACACCUCACCCCGAUUCAAAUUUAAACGCAUUUAGACAACCUUAUUUCCAAGAUCCACGAAAGCCCUAUCUGAGAGGGCGAAGUUUUGUACAACGAGGUUUAGAUGGAAGUUAUCGUUUUGCGCACGUUGGGCGAGAUCAAAGAAGAACAGAAACGAGCGAUGCUGUAGGAAACGUACGCGGAUCAUACACUUAUCGAGACGAUAAAGGAGUUCAACACUCAGUACAUUACAUAGCGGGGCCUAACAUAGGAUACAGAGUCUUGAAGAACGUUAAAGGCCCUCAUCUCCCAACUUUUUAUCCGUUUAAUUCUCCAGAUAUCGUCCCGCCGGAUUUUUACGACCAAAAAGAUGCUGAUUUAGAAGUUUUCACGGAAGCAGCUAGUUCUUAUGUGACGCCUCCCGCAAAUCGGGAUGGUGAUUAUUAUCCGGAUAAUACAAAUCAAGUCGAUAUCAAUCAAAGCACAAAAAGACCAAGUACUCUUACACCAACAGGGGAUGAAGAUGAAGAAUUAUUUAAUGAUUUCUUUGCUAAUGGCAAACCUGGAGGAACUAAAAGACCUCAAAAUAGACCAACAGCAACAAGACCAAACUUUGGAACCACGAAAAGACCCGGAUUCAUAACUAGCACCGAAAAACCAGAUUAUGGAACCCCAACUGAGCAUCCAACAACAACGGGAAGACCUCCUUUUGGAUUUGCAGAAACUGGAAGACCGGAUUUAGAUGAAGAUGCUGCUUUUGACGCAGGAUUUGGGUCAAAUACUGGUACAAGAAAACCCACAUUUAGUACAAAGAGACCAAGUUAUAAUACAGGAGGGCCUAAUUAUAGCACAGGAAGGCCAAGUUUUACUACAACAAGACCUAAUUUUAUGACAGGAAGACCUAGCUUUACUACAAAAAGACCUAAUUAUAACACAGGAAAACCUGAUUCUGACACAAGUAUUAGUGUAACAAGUUCAGGGAGACCACCAACAACUUUUAGACCAUCUUCAAGUUUUCGACCAUCAUCAACGUUUAAACCAACAACAUCCCACGAUUUAUUUCCAUCAACAAGUACGGGAUUUCAACAAAGACCGACUACCUCACGCCCAAUAGGAGCCAGACCAAGACCGACAAUCGAUGGUGGAUUAGGACUGGGGGAAGAAGAUGACGAAGAUAUUUUUGGUUCAAACAAACCAAAACCAUCAUCAUUUUCAACGAGUUCGGGUCGUCCACAACCCACAUCUCCAACAUAUUCAAGACCGUCAUCUUCACGCCCCGGAUCAACACGUCCAACAAGUCCUGAAGAAGAAAAACCUUUGUUGCAAUUCGAUUUAACUGAAGUUGAAAAAGGAAAGUUUCACACUUUAGUAACGAAUUUGGGGGAAACUCUGUUUACGGUUCCUCCGGGUGUCUCGGUGAGGGCGCAUGUGCAAAAUAUCGAUUUAAUUCCGAUUUUUGCGCGAUCCCCAUCGCCUAGUGAACAAUAUAACUCGGAAAUCGAUGAUGAACAAGAAAAUGCGGAAACUUCGAACGCUCCUAUUGCUGUUAUAAAAAGUACAAUUAAUUCAGCACCAAGUACAACUUCCAUACCAAGCACAACAAAAAAUUCUGUUAAUACAAGAACGGCGAGGCCCGAUUUAAAAGAAAAAGAUGACGAUGAAGACGAUGAUGAUGAUAUAGAUAUAUUUUAAUUUUUUUCUUUUUAAUUUAUUUCCUUUUUUUGUAACAUUUUUAAUUUAUACUGUAAUAAAUGAACUUUAUAGAACAAAAUACGUA